AUGCAAUUGGUUCGCGCCGCGGUCCUUUUUUGGACCUGCACGGUGUUUCUCUUCGCCUCCACGGCGGUGAACUCUUUAGGAGUCAAUUUUGGCACCCAAGCCUCUCACACUUUAUUACCUACCAUUUUGGUCAAAUUGCUUAAAGACAAUGGUAUCAACAAGAUUAAGCUAUUUGAUGCAGAUUCUUGGUAUCUCAAUGCCUUUGCUGGCACUGGAAUUGAAGUCAUGCCCGGUAUCCCUAAUCUUGAAUUGAAGAGGCUUAGUGGCGAUUAUGAUCAGGCAAAGAGUUGGGUCAAACACAAUAUUACAACGCAUUUGUACGAUGGGGGUGUCAAGAUCAAGUAUGUGACAGUUGGAAAUGAGCCAUUCUUGACAAGCUACAAUGGAUCAUACUUGAAAACAACACUCCCAGCUAUCCAAAACAUCCAAAGAGCUCUCGACGAAGCGGGCCACGGGAAUAUAAAAGCAACGACUCCACUCAAUGCGGAUGUCUACGGAGGAAGUGUUCCAUCCGAGGGUGAUUUUCGUUCGGACAUAAAACCCUUAAUGCUCGACUUAGUAAAAUAUCUCAACUCCGUUCAUUCCCCUUUCCUCGUCAACAUCUAUCCAUUCCUAUCGCUUUACCAACAAGGAGCAACCUUUCCCAUAGACUUCGCCAUGUUCGAUGGCAAUGCCCAAGGCAUCAACGAUCAAGGACGUCAUUAUGAUAACAUGUUAGACGCAAAUCUAGACACGUUAGCAUGGUCCCUAAAGAAAGCCGGAGCUAGCAACAUGAAGAUCAUAAUCGGGGAGAUAGGAUGGCCCACAGACGGCGACAUACACGCAAAUAUCUCCCUUGCGAAGCGAUUCUACAGCGGCUUUUUCAAAAAGAUGGCAGCCAAUAAAGGGACUUUUGAAAGACCGGGAAGUCUCGAUUACUACCUCUUCGGUUUGAUAGACGAGGACAUGAAGAGCAUUGCCCCGGGAACAUUCGAGAGGCAUUGGGGCAUGUUCUAUUAUGACGGGAAACCUAAAUAUGAAAUGGAUAUGACCGGAGGACAAGGAAACGGGCCAAAGUCACUCGUGGGUGCCAAAGGCGUGUUGUAUCAAGAUAAGUCGUGGUGUGUAUUCAACUUGGAAGCGAAGGACUUGUCUCAAGUGGCAGAUUCGAUUGAAUAUGCGUGCGUGAACGGAGAUUGCACAUCCCUCGAGUAUGGUUCUACGUGUAACAAAAUUGGGAAGAAUGGAAACAUAAGUUAUGCUUUUAAUAUGUAUUAUCAAAUGAAUGAUCAAAGUGUGGAGGCUUGUGACUUUAAUGGGCUUGCAACCAUGACCACAUUGGACCCUUCCGAGGGCACUUGCAAGUUCAUUAUACAAAUCCAAAGUGGUGGGAAGAGAUGUGUACAUUAUCAUGGCCUCAAUACGGUUGUUGGGGUUUUGUUAUUAUUAAUGGUCACAAUUGCUUUAUUUUAACCUUUAACUAAUUAUUAGAAUUGAUCAAUGUGAUGUUGACUUUCUAAUCU
Messenger RNA from Impatiens glandulifera, 1502 nucleotides. Its product is annotated as glucan endo-1,3-beta-glucosidase 8-like. Gene Ontology annotation, molecular function: hydrolase activity, hydrolyzing O-glycosyl compounds. The transcript is spliced from 2 exons. Gene Ontology annotation, biological process: carbohydrate metabolic process. The coding region runs from base 1 to 1452 and encodes 483 amino acids. Gene Ontology annotation, cellular component: plasma membrane. NCBI's taxonomy places the organism in Eukaryota, Viridiplantae, Streptophyta, Magnoliopsida, Ericales, Balsaminaceae. The record is from RefSeq and is a predicted model, not a curated record.